Messenger RNA from Knipowitschia caucasica, 1116 nucleotides. The record is from the annotation of a GenBank genome assembly. NCBI's taxonomy places the organism in Eukaryota, Metazoa, Chordata, Actinopteri, Gobiiformes, Gobiidae.
AUGGAGGACGAGACAGAGGAUGAGACAGAGAACAAGACAGGGAGCUACCUGUCUCGCUUUAAACCUGUGUUCAGUAACUGGAGCUUUUUCGGUCUCUGGGAUUCCAAGACGGAGAACAAGACAGAGAACGAGACAGAGAAUGAGACAGAGAGCGAGACAGAGGACGAGACAGAGAGCUCUCAAUCUGUCUUUGGUGAAUGGGGGUUUCUCCUUCCUUGGGCUUCCAAGAGCGAGACAGAGAGCGAGACAGAAAGCGAGACAGAAAGCGAGACAGAGAGCGAGACAGAAAGCGAGACAGAGAGCGAGACAGAGAGUGAGACAGAGAGCGAGACAGAGAGCGAGACAGAGAGCGAGACAGAGAGCGAGACAGAGAGUGAGACAGAGAGCGAGACAGAGAGCGAGACAGAGAGUGAGACAGAAAGCGAGAUAGAAGGGGCCAGAGAGACAAGAGCGGAGUGGGAGAGUCUUCAAGAGCAGCUUAACCGAGGUCAAGAAGAACUGAAGCUUAGAGAUCAACAAAUCUUGACUCUACAGCAGGAAGUAACUGAGGUCAAAGAUCAGUUGGAGGCAGUUGAGACCAGUAAGAGGCGUUCAUUGGGUUUGGCGCGGGAGCGAUUGGAGCAGUGGAAGAAAGCCCGACGACAGAAGCAGCUUCAGUUACCAAAGAAAUCUCGUCAGAUACCACUGGAUCAGUCAGUAGUAUUAGAGAUAGACGGCGAGAUAGAACUGAAUGUUAAAGAUGAACAAAGGCGUUCAUUGGGUUUGGCGCGGGAGCGAUUGGAGCAGUGGAAGAAAGCCCGACGACAGAAGCAGCUUCAGUUACCAAAGAAAUCUCGUCAGAUACCACUGGAUCAGCCAGUAGUAUUGGAGACACAGGGCGAGAUAGAACUGAAGGUUAAAGAUGAACAAAUGCGCAGGGGGCUAAAUGAGAACAUUAGGACCCUGGUCCAAAUGUUCUCCCAGAAAGACCAGGCCGUUCAAGAGGUGAUACAGCAAAACAUGGGACCCAGUGAGAACGUGAGGACGCUGGUCCAAAUGUUCUCCCAGAAAGACCAGGCCGUUCAAGAGGAGAAACAGCAAGAAGAAUUACGAGAGAAAACUCAAGACAAGGUCUAA